Molecule: messenger RNA, 647 nt
Organism: Hydra vulgaris (swiftwater hydra)
Lineage: Eukaryota; Metazoa; Cnidaria; Hydrozoa; Anthoathecata; Hydridae
Source: RefSeq, a predicted model, not a curated record
CUAUUAAGCAUAAAGAUAUCACCUUAUUCAGAAUUCCUAUGAGGACAGGAGACUUUUAUAAAAAAUGGAGACAGAGAUUGUUAGCUAUUAUCACUAAGUAUAGAGACUUUGACAAAGAUUUGAAAGAAAGACUCUCAAAGGGCAAUAUUUAUAUAUGUGAGAAUCAUUUUUUAGCAGAAGAUAUUGAAUUGACAAAAACUGGAAGGAAAUCAUUACGCUUAGAGGCUUUACCAACUGUUAACCUAUCCAUAAAAUCACAUGAAAAAGAAAAAAAGGUACCUAGAAGACACAUAAGUAUUGUAAAAGAUAUUGUCCCACAGAAGCGAAUAAAUUAUUCAAACUUAAUUGAUUUACAGAAAAAAACCCAAAAGUUAAAACUUAGUGGAUGGGAGAUGACAUGUAAUGAAAACAAUAUCAAAUUUAAAAAGUUAUUGCCUUUGCAUUUGUUACCUAAGUAUGAAGUUGUAGUAGAUGACAGUUUAGCGUUCACCAUUAUUGUAUUUGGGUGGCUCUUGCCAGAUACUCACUUAAUCUAUAAAUUAUACUCACGAUCAAUGCUGAACACUACAGUUACCGAACUUUUUCUGCAAAAUAUGUACAUUAAGAUUUUGUUCUGGUAUUAUAGAAAACAUCAGAAAUAUAAAUAA